Molecule: messenger RNA, 989 nt
Organism: Manduca sexta (tobacco hornworm)
Lineage: Eukaryota; Metazoa; Arthropoda; Insecta; Lepidoptera; Sphingidae
Gene: ND-ACP
Product: acyl carrier protein, mitochondrial
Exons: 4
Coding region: 149-730 (193 amino acids)
Biological process (GO): fatty acid biosynthetic process
Cellular component (GO): mitochondrion
Molecular function (GO): acyl binding; acyl carrier activity
Source: RefSeq, a predicted model, not a curated record
UAAUAAAUUCAUGGUAUCCCCGGAGCACCACAAGCAACAAUAUUACUUGUUCGUUCAAUUCAUUGUUUUUAGUCUGUGUUUGAUUGUCUCUACCUACGUCAGUUAGUGAAAAAAAUAAUCGAGAAGCAUUUUGUCUGGGUUGGGAAAAAUGGCUGCUGCGAAUAUUUUCCGAAGUGCUUUCGGUGGAUUAUUACGAAAAUCCACAACAUAUAGAACACCGGUGACAUGUCGGCUCUCAAGCGUAGCCCUGCAACAAAAAAUCCACACAGUAAAAGCCGCCGUAAAACUAUAUAACAUUCAGUCCCUACAAAACGGGGUGCCCUCUCCGCGAAUACAACAGUACUCGACAGGAGCGCAGUCUAAACCCUCUAUAGAUGAGAUCAAGGAGCGAGUGCUGAAAGUUUGCAGGGCUUACGACAAACUGAGUGGUAGUCAGAACGAGAGAUUCGGCGUCCGCAAGUACAGUGGAGGCCCUCCCCUCACGUUAGAACUUAUUAAAAGUAGGGUUCUCCUUGUACUCCAACUUUAUGACAAAAUUAAUCCUGAAAAGCUGACUGUUGAAAGUCAUUUCAUGAAUGACCUCGGUCUCGACUCACUGGACCAUGUGGAGGUGAUCAUGGCCAUGGAAGAUGAGUUUGGUUUUGAAAUCCCUGAUGCCGAUGCAGAAAGGCUGGUCCGACCCAAAGAUAUCAUUCAAUAUGUAGCAGACAAGGAGGACAUCUAUGAAUAAAUAAAAAAUAAUGUGAACUAUCUCUGUAUUUUAGACCAGUUGUACAAUUUGAAAUAAGAAAUGCAGCAUAGACAAAAUUGACAGUGUUUUUUUAAUUUGCAGCUGGUCUAAGAUGGCAAAGCAUUCAGUUUAGGGUUUAGCUCCAAUUUGUUUGAUUUUGGCAUUGUUCACAUAUGAAUAAUGUGAGAUGUUAACCAUCUGAGCCGAUGUAUAAAGUGUAAAUUGCGUUUUUAUUAAUUAUAUGCCUGUUAGAGUAGAU